Thlaspi arvense is the source of this 2183-nucleotide messenger RNA. The record is from the annotation of a GenBank genome assembly. NCBI's taxonomy places the organism in Eukaryota, Viridiplantae, Streptophyta, Magnoliopsida, Brassicales, Brassicaceae.
GCUCUGCUAAGUCACUAGGUGGGCACUUACAGAAAAAACCACUUGUUUCCUUAUAUUCUUCCUCUUUAAAAAUUUAAUCUUUUCUUCUUCUUCUACUCAUCUCCACAAAUUCCAACACUCUCGUUCAAGAAUAAAUAGCCCAGAAAAGAAAAAGAAAAAAAAAACAAAUUAAAUUACAGAAGAAGAAGGCAUGAAUGGCGAAGAAAGCUUCGUUGAAGAUUGCUCUGAGUUUGUUGAAAUUGAUCCUUCUGGAAGAUAUGGAAGAUACGAUGAAAUACUUGGCAAAGGUGCUUCGAAGACAGUUUACAGAGCUUUUGAUGAGUACGAAGGGAUAGAAGUGGCAUGGAACCAAGUAAAGCUUCGGAAUUUCACGAGGAAUCCUGAGGAAUUAGAGAAAUUCUUCAGAGAGAUUCAUCUUCUUAACACACUGAAUCAUCAAAACAUUAUGAAAUUCUACACUUCUUGGGUUGAUACCAACAAUUUGUCAAUCAAUUUCGUCACUGAACUCUUCACCUCCGGUACUCUCAGACAGUACAGGUUGAGACAUAGAAGAGUGAAUAUUAAAGCAGUGAAGCAAUGGUGUAAGCAGAUACUAAAAGGGCUUCUCUAUCUUCAUAGCCGUUCUCCUCCAAUUAUCCACAGAGAUCUCAAAUGUGACAACAUCUUCAUCAAUGGGAACCAAGGAGAAGUCAAGAUCGGUGACCUUGGACUCGCUGCCAUUCUUCGAAAAUCACAUGCCGUUCGUUGCGUUGGGACCCCUGAGUUCAUGGCUCCAGAAGUGUAUGAUGAGGAAUACAACGAGUUGGUUGAUGUAUAUGCUUUUGGAAUGUGUGUGUUGGAGAUGGUCACAUUUGAUUAUCCUUACAGCGAAUGUACACACCCUGCGCAAAUCUACAAGAAAGUUACCUCGGGGAAAAAGCCUGAAGCUUUUUACUUGGUGAAGGACCCUGAGGUUCGUGAGUUUGUUGAGAAGUGUUUAGCUACUGUGACGUGUAGGCUCACGGCUUUGGAGCUGUUACAAGACCCUUUCUUACAAGAUGAUGUCGAUGGGUUUGAUAUGAGACCCAUUGAUUACUACAAUGGUUAUGAUGAAACCGGUGUGUUCCUUAGACAACCUCUGAUCGAUCCUCCUCCUCCUCUUUACCAUGAUGAUGAUGAUCAGUUUGAGUCACAGAUAUGUGAAAUCGAUCUUUUCGCUCAAGACGAUGAAGAAGAUUGCGACCAUGUUGAUAUUUCGAUUAAAGGGAAGAGAAACGGUAACGAUGGGAUAUUCUUGAGGCUCAGAAUCUCUGACGCAGAAGGACGGAUAAGGAACAUUUACUUCCCGUUUGAAACCACAAUCGACACAGCGAGGAGUGUUGCAGCUGAGAUGGUCUCUGAGCUCGACAUAACGAAUCAAGAUGUCGCGAAAAUCGCAGAGAUGAUCGAUGCGGAGAUCGCUGCGUUGGUUCCUGAUUGGAAAAUUGAUCACAGUGUCACAGAAAGCGAAUCAAACGUUGUGAAUGGUGAUCACAAUGCAGGAUACUGUGCUUCGAACGGGUAUAUACAAGAGACCGUAUCAUCAAACAGCGAUAUCUCCGGACAAACAUCUCACCUUCACCAUAAUCAUCAGUUCGAUUGUUCUGACGACAGGAGCUGUGCUUCGGUUCACGGUAGGUUCGGGGAGAUAAGUUACCAAGUGGAAGGACAAGAAGAAGAACAACAACAACACGGAGGUGAUGUAAAAGGGAUUCAUUACGCGGAUAUUUGGGGACUGAGAGACUCGCGUUCUGACGACGGAGAAGAACAGAGCUCGGAUUUGAAUCGGAGGAAGGUUAAAGGUGAAUGGUGGUCGGAGAACGAGAUCAGGAGAGAACUGAGAUGGCUUAAGGCAAGGCAUAGGAUUCAGCUAACGAGAGUUAGAGAUCAGACGAUAUGUGAGAAACCGACGGAGAUAUCUUUAAAGGAUGGGUUUGCGGAGAGGUUUGGGAUCGGAGCUGCUUCAGCUUCGCCACCUCUUCUUUAUAGGGCGAUCUCGCUUCCCGUCGACGCCGUGGAUAUAUGAGAAUGUAAAGUCUAAUUAGUGAUUAUAUUUGCAACAUUUGUUAUUAAUCUUCGUCAAUAACCUUCAAACUUUAUAAAUGCGGUUGAAUCAGUCUAGUGGGUAAAAGUUUCUUUACAGUAAUAGAACUGAUCGAUAAGGC